Procambarus clarkii (red swamp crayfish) is the source of this 1250-nucleotide messenger RNA. RefSeq names its product venom protein 302. Lineage: Eukaryota; Metazoa; Arthropoda; Malacostraca; Decapoda; Cambaridae. The record is from RefSeq and is a predicted model, not a curated record. Gene Ontology annotation, molecular function: insulin-like growth factor binding. Gene Ontology annotation, biological process: regulation of signal transduction; regulation of cell growth. Gene Ontology annotation, cellular component: extracellular region.
GCAGGUAAAACAGGCUUCCCGCGGGUAAAGUGUCUUAACCGACCCAAACAAGUUUAGCCGCGCCGGCGGUCACGGCGCCAGUCUCAAGCUGACCGUGGUGGUGAGAUGACGUCCGGACGAGUGCUGGCUCUUGGUCUCUGUCUCGCGCUUUUCACCAGUGUGGUGAGCCAGGAGUGUCCCCCGUGCGAUGUAGAGUCCUGCAAGAGCUUCGUCCAUAGUGACUGUCCCUGGGGCUUCCUGAAGGACCGGUGUGCCUGCUGCCAUAUUUGUGCAAAGGGCCCCGGGGACAAAUGCGACAGGACCUUCGACAAGAACGGUGACUGCGGGCCGGGGCUCACCUGCGUCCCGCCGCCGUCAGCCGUCCCCAACGCCGUCGAGGGCGUCUGCACCAUGCAGUUCCUCGUCACCCACUUCUUCCCCGUCAAGCCAGUGGGGUCGUUGGAACAACAGUGAACACUGCGCGGCUAGAACAACGGCCACAGCGCAUUCGCUGCUAAUACAGUAAUGAAAUAGAUCAUCGGUGAACAGCGUCGAGUACAACGAGUCAACGCGUGUCUACAACACCAACGGGGAAUGGCGCGAAUGCAGCAACGGUCAACGAACCGUUCACCGUUGCUGAUUCACUCUCGCAAGGCGACUGUGUUCGUCCCUAACGCAAUAACUAUACCAAUCCUGACGGUUGAGUUGUGGAGCAGUUUAAAAUUCAAACAUUUGAAUUCCUGUUUUGAAUUAUUGUCUAAAUUCACCACUCUUAAGGAAUCCUGCUCUGGGCCCUUUUUCUAUUAGGCUUUACCAAUGAUGUAUACCUUCUAUUAGGCUUUAUCGAUGAUGUAUACCUUCUAUUAGGCUUUACCAAUGAUGUAUACCUUCUAUUAGGCUUUACCAAUGAUGUAUACCUUCUAUUAGGCUUUACCAAUGGGGGUAUACCUUCUAUUAGGCUUUACCAAUGGUGUAUACCUUCUAUUAGGCUUUAUCGAUGAUGUAUACCUUCUAUUAGGCUUUACCAAUGAUGUAUACCUUCUAUUAGGCUUUACCAAUGGGGUAUACCUUCUAUUAGGCUUUAUCAAUGGGAUAUACUUUUUAUUAGGCUUUACCAAUGGGGUAUAUCAAUUAUCAAAUUUAAUUUGUAAUAAGCUCGUAGAUAGUCUAUAUAGCAUAUUGAUAUAUACUUUGUUAUUUUAAUUUGUGAAUUUGUGGUUUUAAUGUUGUUAUAUAGAAGCCAUGUUUCUUAGAUAAAAUUUUAAAAUGUC